This is a messenger RNA of Tilletiopsis washingtonensis, 1218 nucleotides long. RefSeq lists its product as hypothetical. The transcript has 2 exons. The record is from RefSeq and is a predicted model, not a curated record. Lineage: Eukaryota; Fungi; Basidiomycota; Exobasidiomycetes; Entylomatales. Bases 1 to 1218 code for a protein of 405 amino acids.
AUGGAGGCGCAGAACCAGGCGGAGCUCGUGCGCGCGCAGAACGCGACGAUCGCAGGGCUGUCUGCGGCAAACACGGCCCUGCACACCACAGCGACGCAGAUGCAGACCCAGAUGGAUGCGCUCAAGGAGACGAACACUACACUUCAAGGACAAGUCCGCGCGUAUGUCAGCAUGCAGGCGCCGCUUGACGCGCCGCGCGAGACGGAUGCCGAGCUUCAGGAUCAAGUCCGUGCCCACGAGGCAACCAUCAAGACGCAGGGCACGCGCAUCGACGAGCUGUGCGAGACAAACAUUGCGCUUCAGAAGCAAGUCGAUGAGCGCAAAGCAGACGUACAGUCGUGGCAGGAAAGGAGCAGCUUCUGGCAGUCGUACUACUGCAAGUACAACGAGUGGUACACGGAAUCGAGGACGGACCAUCAGAAGGCCAAGGACCGAUGCGACGAGAGCGAGAAGCGGAACGCGGCACAGCAGAAGCAGAUCGGUGCGCUGCGCACCGAAAUUUUCGGGCUCAAGAAGGCGCUGGACCAGCAGAGCGCGCACGUCAAGCACGCUGUCGCCGACAUCAGCGGUAGCGGCAACGGCGCGUUGCCCGAGCAACAUCUGUCCGAGCACAGCAACGCCCGUGCGCAGCGUGACGAUGCCAGCAUGGCACACGACGACGAGCACAUCGACGACGAUGAUGAGAGGAUGAGUGCGCGCGACUCUUCGGCAACUAGCAGCGCUCAUCACGAGAAGCCGACUGCAAGCAGCAAGGACAUUGCGCUGCGUGCGCAGAAGCGCAAGUACGGCGCGUUUGCCGACGAUGCGUUCGGUGAUGACAACUCGAGCAGCGACGAGGAGCGCCCGGCCCGUCGCAUGACGCCCAUGGACCGCGACCGCGGGCUGCCUCUGUCUUCUCCAUCCGCCAAUUCUGACGCGAGACCAUCGGAGUCUGACUCGAGCCUUCGCAACCCUGACUACUCGUCGUCUAGCGAGGAGGACAGCGACGACCCAGCGUCGUGCUCUUCCACUCUCGACGCCGCCACGCUGCUGGCCGAGAACAACGUCUCCGACUCGGCGUCCGUCAGCAGUGACGAUGAGCCUGCUCGCUCGCAUGCGUGGAAGGCCGAGACGCGCAACCGCUUUAUUCAGGCUCUGGCGCACCCGCGCAGCAAGGACCUCAGCGACCACCAGCGCAACAUCAUGCGCGCCUUCAUCAAGAAGCACGCGCGCGUGUAG